CUCUCUCAUUUAGGUACCUUAUUUUGGCAUUUCUUGGGGAUCCACCUCCCUAGACCAUGCACACACACACACACACUAGGGCUGCACAAUUAAUCGGAUUCACAUUGAAAUUGCAAUAUGGAUAAGAUCCAUGUCACGUGAUAUUUUGAAAGGCAUCUCAGCCCAGUGUAACGGAGGUUUUUCUAGUUAUUUUCCUCUUGCAGUGGCUUCCCCCACACACCAAGCAGCACCGUUCCUCCUCCUCGCUGGUAAUUACUAGAUGUUUGCAUGCUGUUCUGUUGGGUCAAAGGCAGUCAACCGAUUGUUCCAAACAAGAACUAUGCUGCUUUCAACUUCCCUUCUUAAAUAAGUCAUUCUCUUUCUAUGAUUCCGGCAGUUCAUCCAAGUGAUUUGAUCUUUGUUCCACGUCAAAUUGCAAUCGUAAUAUUUGGUUUAAAAAAAUGAAAGUCCUUGUUUCACAGUCCUUUUACCAGAGUUGUCUUGCACAAGGACCAACUGAUCCUGGACAGUUUCCAGUAUGUGUAGCCUAGGUCUAUGUUUUCCGGCUCAGCCUGUGCCUAGACAGACAGCAGUUUAGCUCAGCUGGGCCAUCACUCCAUUCCUCUGAUACUAUGAGACACUAGCACAGUGCAUCAAUGUUGAAUGGAGACUGUGGCUAUAUUUAUCCAGCAGCUGUAGCUAGGCUUAAUAGCUGGGCUGUGGGCCCCACAAAAAUAAAUAUUUAUGGAUCUAAUGGGUUAGCCGUGGUAUGGAAGCACAUCGGAGUUCUGAGGCAAAUUUCCAUCCACAUAAUCUCUGGUCUUCAACCCUAAAAACAGCCAGACAGUAGGAGUUGCCUAUUAAUAGCUCUGUUCUUUCCUGCUGCUGCUCUUUGGAACCAAAUAGGCCAACAUGGAGAACGCUGCAGCGGCUUAUGGCUAGUCAACAGUUUUCCACUUAACACAUGGAGCUACAUGGAGCACUCAGCUCUGUUCCAAGCUAGUCUGUGGCCCAUGCUGUGAGGUAACUCCCGGUGAAGUGUUAAGAGGACCAAAGCCAAGAUUAGCCCCCGAGAUUGGCUGAUUAGCCCGUCGACUGGCCAAUCAGUGCAUGGCUACGUGGAUAUGUGAGAGACAGCGUUUUUUGUGUGCGAUUUCUUUGAGACAUUCGCCAGCCUACACACGUUACUAUUAUCAGCCGAGAGAAGAAGCAGGGAACACGAGACCAGAACCAUUUGAUGGAAGAAAAGAAAAAGAGAAAGCAAGAAGAAAAGAAAAAGAAGGAAGCUGCUCAGAAAAAGGUGUGACGUCAUAUGGUUCUUGUUGUUUGGACACACUUCUAUCAUACUACCUCAUACAGCACCAACCCCUGUUUUUAUCAUACUACCUCAUACAGCACCAACCCCUGGUUUUAUCAUACUACCUCAUACAGCACCAACCCCUUGGUUUAUCAUACUACCUCAUACAGCACCAACCCCUGUUUUUAUCAUACUACCUCAUACAGCACCAACCCCUGUUUUUAUCAUACUACCUCAUACAGCACCAACCCCUGGUUUUAUCAUACUACCUCAUACAGCACCAACCCCUGGUUUUAUCAUACUACCUCAUACAGCACCAACCCCUGGUUUUAUCAUACUACCUCAUACAGCACCAACCCCUGGUUUUAUCAUACUACCUCAUACAGCACCAACCCCUGGUUUUAUCAUACUACCUCAUACAGCACCAACCCCUGGUUUUAUCAUACUACCUCAUACAGCACCAACCCCUGUUUUUAUCAUACUACCUCAUACAGCGCCAACCCCGGGUUUUAUCAUACUACCUCAUACAGCGCCAACCCCGGGUUUUAUCAUACUACCUCAUACAGCGCCAACCCCUGGUUUUAUCAUACUACCUCAUACAGCACCAACCCCUGUUUUUAUCAUACUACCUCAUACAGCACCAACCCCUGUUUUUAUCAUACUACCUCAUACAGCGCCAACCCCUGUUUUUUCAUUACUACCUCAUACAGCGCCAACUAGAGGUCGACUGAUUAAUCGGAAUGGCCGAUUUUUAAUUGGGGCCGAUUUCAAGUUUUCAUAACAAUCGGCGUUUUUUGACACCCAUUCUGGCCGAUUACAUUGCACUCCAGGAGGACACUGUGUGGCAGGCUGACUACCUGUUACGUGAGUGCAGCAAGGAGCCAAGGUAAGUUGCUACCUAGCA
Messenger RNA from Oncorhynchus kisutch (coho salmon), 2180 nucleotides. Its product is annotated as trinucleotide repeat-containing gene 6A protein-like. Lineage: Eukaryota; Metazoa; Chordata; Actinopteri; Salmoniformes; Salmonidae. The record is from RefSeq and is a predicted model, not a curated record. The transcript is spliced from 2 exons. Bases 1090 to 2007 code for a protein of 305 amino acids.